Messenger RNA from Callorhinus ursinus (northern fur seal), 1442 nucleotides. RefSeq names its product transmembrane protein 267 (gene TMEM267). Lineage: Eukaryota; Metazoa; Chordata; Mammalia; Carnivora; Otariidae. The record is from RefSeq and is a predicted model, not a curated record.
CUUGGUGCUCACUCAGGCGGAAAGGCAGGCUGGGACCUGGUCAUAGUCCCAUUAAAGAGCUGCAUGUCGAGUCCGGUUAAUUAGGGUCAAGCUACCUUUUAUGCAGUUUUUUUUCCAACUCCUGUGCGUUUAGUAGUCAUGAUUAAAUGAUUCAGCCCUGUCACUGCUGCCACAAUAAAGUGGUAGCCCUCCACCAUCCGCCCACAAAGUGGCAAAGAAUAAUUAUCAAGAAAUCCCCAAGGGGGCGAUGGAGCGCUAUGAAGAAGCGGCGGAUCUGCAGGAUCGCGCGGUCCCUCCAUCUCGUGGAAAAACUCCGGCGGCCAACCUGAAACACCCGGUAAAGGAAGCCGAAAAUUUCUCUAUCCCUUCGAGACCCAAGAUGGCCCGUGGCUCCUAGCUCAAGGUCUGGGUGUUGGGCCCGCACAUCCGACAUUAGGUCACUAAAUUUGGAUCAUCAUUUAAAGACUUGAAGUGAUCUUUUGAUGCUUUACUUUGCUCGUAACACAUCAUUAGCCUCUCCAUCUUUUUAAAAUCUGAACUUAAAACACAAGGGUGACUGGGAAUGUAAACAAAAAUAAGCUAUUUGUUUCCUGAUGGCUUUUAGUAUAUACUGACGGAUUGUCUGGGAUGGCAUCUGAGGCUGAGAAGACCCAUGCUUUACUCCAGUCUUGUAGCACUGAGUCUCUUAUUUCCAGCCUUGGUCUGGGGAUAUUUUGCCUAGUAGCCGAUAGACUUCUUCAGUUUUCGAUAAUUCAGCAAAAUGACUGGCUUCGAGCCCUCUCAGAUAACGCCGUACAUUGUGUGAUUGGCAUGUGGUUGUGGGCAAUUGUCAUUGGAGUCAAGAAGACAACUGACUUUGGAGAAAUCAUUUUAGCUGGAUUUUUAGCCUCUGUUAUUGAUGUAGACCACUUUUUUCUAGCUGGAUCUUUAUCUUUAAAGGCUGCUUUGACUCUUCCACGAAGACCUUUUCUUCACUGCUCUACUGUCAUACCAGUUGUGGUUCUGACCCUGAGGUUUACUAUGCACCUUUUCAAGCUCAAAGACUCAUGGUGCUUUCUUCCCUGGAUGUUAUUUAUAUCGUGGACCUCACAUCAUAUCCGAGAUGGAAUUCGUCACGGCCUGUGGAUAUGCCCAUUUGGAAAAACCUCUCCUUUGCCAUUCUGGCUUUAUGUCAUUAUCACCGCCUCUUUACCUCACAUCUGUUCGUUCGUUAUGUAUUUCACAGGGACCAGGCAAAUGAUGUCUUCAAAACAUGGGAUCCAUAUUGACGUCUGAGGUAACCGUAUGCCAGUCUUAGAGAAGCAGGUGGUUCCGAUAAUGAUAAUUAAGGGUGGCCGACAUUAUCAAGUGAAUUUUUAACAACAUAUUAAAUUUAUUAUUAUAGUUCCUGAAUCCUCUUGCUCAGGAGGCACAUACACUUUUUUUUUUUUAGGGCGCCUGGG